GUGGCAGCCUGCGAACUACAAGGUGAAAGAGCAAGCAGCGCCAUCCAACACGCCGGCCAAGGACCUCGAGCAGACAGUUCGAGAUCUGGUACAAGGCAAGGGAGGCUCUGUCGACGGUGUGUGGCUUGCUGGAAAGAUUGCUCCCAGCUUCAACACGCACGUUCGAGAAAACAGCAGGCGCAACGACGGCAGCCUCAAGAAGUGGUUGAUGUCCAUACCAGGCAUUGAGAUCGAGACACAUCAGCAUCAGAAUCACUGGUGUGUCAAACUCGCUUGA
Symbiodinium pilosum is the source of this 277-nucleotide messenger RNA. NCBI's taxonomy places the organism in Eukaryota, Dinophyceae, Suessiales, Symbiodiniaceae. The record is from the annotation of a GenBank genome assembly.